Messenger RNA from Aspergillus versicolor CBS 583.65, 2367 nucleotides. RefSeq lists its product as uncharacterized. Gene Ontology annotation, molecular function: oxidoreductase activity, acting on the CH-OH group of donors, NAD or NADP as acceptor; NADP binding; UDP-glycosyltransferase activity. The coding region runs from base 1 to 2367 and encodes 788 amino acids. The transcript has 5 exons. Lineage: Eukaryota; Fungi; Ascomycota; Eurotiomycetes; Eurotiales; Aspergillaceae. The record is from RefSeq and is a predicted model, not a curated record.
AUGGCGACCCAAACAGUGUUAUUCUUGACCAACAAAGAGCUGGGACAGGCUACGGCCGUUCUAACGGUUGCCCAUGAAUUCCUCAUCCGACAAUCAUACACAGUCCAUAUCGCCUCAUUUCCGCAACUAGAAAAUGCCGUAUCCCAGCUGAAUUCCCAAGCCGUUGCUCUAACACAGUCCACAUCCAUUCCAGCAGCAAUCUUCCAUUCUCUCCCAGGCCGGUGCAUGGUCGAUGCUGCAACGGCAACAAUGCCACUCAGUGACUCUUUUGCGGCUCACCAAAUCGGGUUCUUUGGCGCUCUUGAUUCGUAUCCGAAACUGUUUGAGUUUAUGGCACCCUGGACUGGUGAUGAAUACAUCGCAGUCUAUCAGAGAUGUGUUGAGAUCAUCAAGAAAGUAAAUCCAUCGAUUGUCGUUGUGGAACCGCUUCUCGCCCAGGCCAUAGAUGCGUGUCGCCAACUGGGCUGCAAGUACGCAGUCUUGAGUCCAAAUACCGCCAAAGACCACGUUAUACAGCCUAUGCUAGGCAAUCUUUGGAAAUACCCAAUUCUCAGUUCUGGAUACCCAUUCCCUGUCCCCUGGAAAUACAUCUUACCGAACGCCCUCCUCGCUAUCAAUGCGGCAAUUAAAAUGGCGAGGUCACCCGCUAUCAAGGCAAUCAAUGACCGCCGCCAUGCCGAAGGCAUUGAGGGACCGUACCCAAUCAUGGCAACCAGUGAAGGAAACCCCGUUCAACUGCUGUUGGCUUCCCACGCGGAAAUCGAUUUCCCGUGCGUCGUUCCAGGUCAUAUUACUCGUUGCGGCCCAAUCCUGCGUCCCCAUCGCCCUCUUAGUGACGAGAAUCCGGGACUAGCUAAAUGGUUGGCGCAGAGACCCACGGUGUUGGUGAAUCUUGGAUCCAAUGUGUGCUUCAAUAGCGAGCAAGCGAGGAAUUUCGCGCAUGGAGUACGCACUCUGCUGGAUGCAAGGCCGGACGUUCAGGUGCUUUGGAAGCUGAAAGUUGACCGUGAUAAUGACGCUGCAGAUUGGGUACCCAUGUCUCUGAAGAGUAUAUUCGCUGAAGUGACCUCUGGGCGCGUUCGUAUAGAGGAAUGGCUGCCUGUCGAGCCGAUUUCUAUUCUCCAAAGCGGGAAUGUAUGUUGUAUGGUUCACCAUGGAGGGGCAAACUCAUACAACGAAGCUAUUCGGGCCGGUGUACCACAGAUCGUGAUCCCUGUUUGGUACGACACAUAUGAAUACGCAGCGCGCGUUGAGUACUUCGGUGUGGGGGUUUGGGGGACCAAACAGACCGCACCUGCAAUCAAUGGACUCGAACUAGGUGAUGCAUUCCUCCGUAUCUUACAUGGUGAGGAGGCAUCCACGAUACAAGAGAAGGCGAAAACUAUUGCGUCAAAGCUCGGGCCUGUGGAAGGACGAAUGGCCUCGGAAACAGUAGCCUGGAUUGGCCUUGGGAACAUCGGCCGAGGAAUGAGCCGAAACAUCGCUCUGAAGGGGCCCCAGCAAUCACCUCUGAUCCUAUACAACAGGACAACCUCGAAAGCAGAGGCCUUCGCAGCGUCUCUCACCUCUGAGAAGCCACAAUCCGCCAUCGCUGCGUCAUCGCUCCCCGCAGCCAUCAAGGACGCCUCCAUCACAUUCAUCUGCGUUGGUGACGAUGCAGCUCUCGACCAGAUUAUCAGCACCAUUAUAUCAGAUGCCAGUCUCAGUAUCAAAGACAAAAUCAUUGUCGACUGCUCCACCGUUCACCCAGACACAUCUAGACGCACACACACCACCCUCGCUUCCCACGGCUCAACCUUCAUCGCCUGCCCGGUUUUCGGUGCGCCCAAUGCCGCCGACGCCGGCCAAAUGGUCGUUGUACCUGCUGGCUCUCCAGAAGCCAUAAACCGCAUCCAGCCGUUCCUUGUAGGCGUAACCUCAAAGGCCGUAUUAGAUCUCGGCCCCGAGAGCGUCGACGACGUAGGCCGGGCCUCUCUAAUGAAAGUCCUCGGCAACACAUUCAUCCUCAACACAGUCGAAACACUCGCCGAGGGCAUGGUAGUGGCUGAGAAAUCGGGACUGGGCACCGAUGCUUACAAGCAGUGGGUGUCUACGAUGUUCCCUGGCCCGUUUGCGAAGUAUGCAGAGCGCAUGACCAGCGGGGACUACUUUAAGCGUGAGGAGCCGCUUUUUGCGGUUGAUCUGGCGAGGAAGGAUCUAAGGCAUGCGGCGAAUCUGGCGGGGGCUUCGGGGAUGACGUUGCCCAGUGUGAAGGUGACGGAUGAUUAUUUGAAGGUCGUGAAGGAGGAGAGCGGCGAGAAGGGGGACAUUGCGGGUGUGUAUGGGGCGAUUAGGAAGGGGGCUGGGCUGCGGUUUGCUAAUCAGUGA